GUACAUCCGGUGUAAUGGCGGCGCGGUGGAGUUUCAGGUGACCCUUGCAGACAGAAAAAGUAAACUGUCCAAGAAUUGAUACCAUUUGGUACUUGUUAUUUGGACCAGCUUAAAGAGUUUGAUUUAUAGGAUCAACUGGCAACAGAAAAUGAAAAGUAGUGUGGCACAGAUAAAACAUUCUUCAGGUCAUGACAGAAGGGAACACAGUAAUUCUUAUCAGAGGACCAUCUCUCCAGAGGAUAGAUAUGCAGAACAAGAAAGAUCCCCUCGGGAUAGAGAUUACUUUGAUUACAGCAGGUCAGACUAUGAGCGUUCAAGAAGAGGACGUUCUUAUGAUGGUAGCAUGGAGUCACGAAGUAGGGACCGAGAAAAACGCAGAGAGAGAGAAAGAGAUUUUGAUCGGAAAAGGUCCCGGAAAUCCCAAUCGCCUGGGAGAAGAAGCCCAGAACCAUCGAUAACCCAGAGUUCUUCUGCUCAGGAUGAACCAACUGCAAAGAAGAAGAAAGAUGAACUGGAUCCUCUCCUUACUCGUACUGGUGGAGCAUAUAUUCCUCCUGCAAAGCUCAGGAUGAUGCAAGAACAGAUUACAGAUAAAAACAGCUUAGCAUACCAGAGGAUGAGCUGGGAAGCACUAAAGAAGUCAAUCAAUGGUCUUAUUAAUAAAGUCAACAUUUCCAAUAUAGGUAUUAUUAUUCAAGAACUUCUUCAAGAAAAUAUAGUUAGAGGAAGAGGCCUGUUAUCCAGAUCUGUUUUGCAAGCACAAAGUGCUUCUCCAAUCUUCACCCAUGUUUAUGCAGCACUAGUUGCAAUUAUCAACUCAAAAUUUCCGCAGAUUGGAGAGUUAAUCCUCAAGAGGUUAAUUCUUAAUUUUCGAAAAGGCUAUCGAAGAAAUGAUAAGCAACUUUGUCUGACUGCCUCAAAAUUUGUGGCACAUCUUAUUAACCAAAAUGUGGCGCAUGAAGUUUUAUGCUUAGAGAUGCUUACCUUGCUCCUGGAAAGACCAACAGAUGAUAGUGUUGAAGUAGCAAUUGGCUUUCUCAAGGAGUGCGGCCUCAAAUUAACACAAGUGUCCCCAAGAGGAAUCAAUGCUAUAUUUGAACGCCUUCGAAACAUUCUCCAUGAGUCUGAAAUUGACAAAAGAGUUCAGUAUAUGAUUGAAGUGAUGUUUGCUGUAAGGAAAGAUGGCUUCAAGGACCACCCUGUUAUCCUAGAAGGACUUGACUUAGUGGAAGAAGAUGAUCAGUUCACCCACAUGCUCCCUCUGGAAGAUGACUAUAACCCAGAAGACGUUCUUAAUGUUUUCAAGAUGGAUCCUAAUUUCAUGGAGAAUGAAGAGAAAUACAAAGCUAUUAAGAAGGAAAUUCUCGAUGAAGGAGAUAGUGACUCAAACACAGACGAAGAUGCUGAAAGCAGUGAAGAGGAGGAGGAGGAGGAAGAAGAAGAGGGAGAAGAAGAUGAAGAAGGACAAAAGGUGACUAUUCAUGACAAGACAGAAAUUAAUCUAGUCUCGUUUCGUCGUACAAUUUACCUUGCUAUUCAGUCAAGUUUAGAUUUUGAAGAAUGUGCUCACAAAUUGCUGAAAAUGGAAUUUCCUGAAAGCCAAACAAAAGAACUCUGUAACAUGAUACUUGAUUGCUGUGCUCAACAAAGAACAUAUGAGAAAUUUUUUGGCUUGUUAGCUGGGCGAUUUUGCAUGCUAAAAAAAGAAUACAUGGAAUCCUUUGAAAGUAUAUUCAAAGAACAGUAUGAUACCAUCCAUCGUUUGGAAACAAACAAAUUGAGAAAUGUUGCUAAGAUGUUUGCUCAUCUUCUCUACACUGACUCACUUCCAUGGAGCGUUCUUGAAUGUGUAAAGUUGAGUGAAGAAACCACUACGUCCUCCAGUAGGAUUUUUGUUAAAAUAUUUUUCCAAGAACUGUGUGAAUACAUGGGUCUUCCUAAACUUAAUGCAAGAUUAAAGGAUGAAACCCUACAGCCAUUCUUCGAAGGGUUAUUACCCCGAGAUAAUCCCAGAAACACUCGGUUUGCCAUCAACUUUUUUACUUCGAUAGGUCUUGGAGGUUUAACGGAUGAAUUACGUGAGCAUCUCAAAAAUACACCAAAGGUUAUUGUGCCACAGAAACCAGAAGCUGAGCCAGAUAAAUCCUCUUCUUCCUCUUCUUCCGCGUCCUCCUCUGCGGAGUCCGACUCCUCUGCUUCGGACUCAGACAGCAGUGACAGCAGUUCAGAGUCUUCCAGCGAAGAGAGCGAUUCUUCAUCUGCCAGUAGUCAGAGCUCUGCCUCAGCUAAAGAUAUAAGAAAGAAGGGACAAGGGAACACCAGAAGUAAAGAAGUAGAUAAAUUGAUCAGGAAACAACAAACAAAUGAUAGGAAACAAGAUGAAAGAUCAGAGUCAAGGCACCAAGAAACAAGGACUGAAAGAGAAAGAAGAUCAGAAAAACUCAGAGAUAAAAAUUCAAGGGAUCCAAAUUGGAGAGAUCCCGUGACAAAAUAUGCUUCAGACAGAGGUGUUCCUUCUGACCGAAAUAGUUACAGUAGAGUCACAAAUGACAGAGACCAAGAAAUGCACCCAGAUUUGGAAAAUAAGUAUGGUGAUCCCAAAAAGAGGAGAGGAGAAAGAAGAAAUUCUGUUUCUGAAAAUGAGCAUAGACACCGAAAUAAGGACAGUGAAAAUUUUAGAAGAAAAGACAGAUCAAAAUCAAGAGAAAAGAAUAGAAAACAUUCAGACUCCAGAAGCGAUGAAGAUAGGUAUCAGAAUGGUGCCGAUAGGCGAUGGGAAAAAUCUAGCAGGCACUCUGAACAAUCUAGAGAAUCAAAGAGAAACCAGGACCGGCGAAGAGAAAAGUCUCCAACAAAGCAAAAAAAAUAACUGUACAAAAUUACAGAAACUCAACAUGCCUUAUAUUCAGUCGAAACAAAUUAUUUUUUACAUUGAUUAACGAACUUCAAAAGAAUUCUUGUAUAAAGUACUGGUUUGUAUUGUACAUUUAAAAAAUGCUUUCAUUUUAACAUGGUUUAUAUAACUGAUACAUUUUAAGGCCCUCCACAUAAAAUUAUUUGAAAAGUUUCACUGGAGAGGGAUGUAA
Molecule: messenger RNA, 3086 nt
Organism: Pteronotus mesoamericanus
Lineage: Eukaryota; Metazoa; Chordata; Mammalia; Chiroptera; Mormoopidae
Gene: CWC22
Product: CWC22 spliceosome associated protein homolog
Exons: 20
Coding region: 149-2869 (906 amino acids)
Biological process (GO): mRNA splicing, via spliceosome
Cellular component (GO): catalytic step 2 spliceosome
Molecular function (GO): RNA binding; protein binding
Source: RefSeq, a predicted model, not a curated record